Messenger RNA from Besnoitia besnoiti, 558 nucleotides. RefSeq lists its product as uncharacterized. The record is from RefSeq and is a predicted model, not a curated record. Bases 1 to 558 code for a protein of 185 amino acids. Lineage: Eukaryota; Apicomplexa; Conoidasida; Eucoccidiorida; Sarcocystidae. The transcript has a single exon.
AUGGCGGCAUUCCGCGGCGCUCUCUGUGGCAUUGUGCUCCUUCUUUCCGUUUCUUCGGCCCUGGUGCAGGGUCAGCCGGCCCCCGAAGAGACGACAAACAGCCCCUCCGCAACGGCUCCCCCGGCUCCGCCGCCGCUCGCCAAGUGCGCUGUGCCUGCGCACCGGCAAGCCUGCACGUUGGAUUUGUCUUCCGGUCAGACGGGGUCGUUUGAAUGUCAGUAUAUGCUCCCGAGCCCGACGAUGCAGAAGGUAUACACCACAGAGGGCGACUCGGCGGCGAUCACUGAGCUGGUGCCUGAAGUCCACGUGGAGCGGAAAAACGCGGCGACGUCCAUCACGAUCCCCGCAGAUUUCAAGAAGAGCGUGUGCUUCGCCAUGACCUGCUCCCAAAUCAACUCCGUGGCUACGCAAGCCGCGGUGGGCACCCCCUCGAGAGAAGACGCCAUGAAGCUCGUAAGAUACACCGUGCUGGUGCGCGUGAACGGCGGAGUCCCAGAGUGCGAGGACGAGCCGGCGCUGAAGCGGAACACCUCCCCCAAUCCCAGCGAUUCGGCUUGA